GGACGUGGAGACCCUGAUCCUUGUAUGCUCCUUGCCCUCCUUGUUUACAAGGGCUGUAUUGUGUUGUAUUUGUAUGGGCUCAGUUGCACAAUGGAUUAUUGGUGUUUAUAUUGUAAUGCUGUGUCGUGUUUUGGUAUAAAUCAAUCAUGUUUUAAGUAAAAGCCACGUGCUCAUUGUAAAAGAUUAGAAUAUAUUAUGGAACGUCAAAAGUUGCCAGUGUUUUUACUGAAGGUAAAUAAUUCUGAAUCUGUAGAAUCAAAUCAGAACUCAGCGGUUUACCUAGGUUCACAAAACUCGGAAGUGUCAGAAUUGUUUGAAAGAAACAUUAAAAUGGAGGAUGUUGACAAUUCCGAUGAUAAUACAAAUAUGAGACUGGAGGAAGAUAAUGAAACCGUCAUGUCAGAAGUAGAGGCAGAUAAUCAAACCGUCGAUGUUGGAACAGAACUUGAAGAUGGCGUGACAACUGAUGUUGCUUUAGGUUUAGUAAACGCCGAAGGUAUGAUGGGAAUGUGUGAUAAUUUGGAAGAUUCAAACAAAGAUAGUGAUUCAUUAUUGUUUGGAGAGGAUGAUGUGUUGAUGCAGCAUAUGGACAUUCAGGAGCCUUUAUCGAAAUUACGAUCGUUGCUAGAAGAGAGACUUGGCUGUGACUUGUCUGACCACGAGUUUUGGCUCCAAGAUGCACAGAUCUUGGCUCCUCAUAAAAACUUAGUUGAUCAGUGUGUGCAGGGUGAAGGGAUUGUCCAAGUUAAUUUUCAGAUUAAAACUGACGGCGAGUUGAAAAAAAUUAACAUUGUUGAUGUAUUAAAGCCAACUGAAGAUUUCAUUUCCAUGGGACAGCAACAGUUUGAAACAUCACAGUUUGAAAAUGUGUUGCCAGUUGAGAAGAAGCAGAACGUGAUCCGCUGGAUCGUGGACGGCCGCUUCAAGAAGGAGCAGGAGCGGCUGGGUAUCCCCGGAGACCCGCGCGAGUGGACGCCCGCGCACGUGCGCCACUGGCUGCUGUGGGCGGCGCGGCAGUUCAACCUGGCGGGGCUGAGGCUGCGCGACUGGGACCUGGCGGGACGCGAGCUGUGCGAGAUGACGCUGCAGGAGUUCCAGCGGCUCGUGCCGAGCGACCCUCGCGACGUGUUCUGGACGCACCUGGAGCUGCUGCGGCGCUGCCACUUCGUCGCCGUCGUGCAGAAGGACGAGGGGGAGGAGCGGCCCGAGGCGGACACACGCCAUGUCGAGUUGAAGGGGAAGCUGGCCAAGCAGGGGCGGGUCCUGAAGCUGCCCCGCGUGAUCGGCCUGCCCCUGAACUCCCUGGAGCCGGGCGGCUGCGGCAACCGCACGGGCAACAACGGCCAGAUCCAGCUGUGGCAGUUCCUGCUGGAGCUGCUGACGGACAAGGACCACGCGGAGAUCAUCCACUGGGUGGGCGGCGGCGGCGGCGAGUUCAAGCUGAGCCACCCGGAGAUGGUGGCCCUGCUGUGGGGCGGCCGCAAGAACAAGCCCAACAUGAACUACGAGAAGCUGAGCCGGGCGCUGCGCUACUACUACGACGGCCACAUGAUCUCCAAGGUGCACGGCAAGCGCUUCGUCUACAAGUUCGUGUGCGACCUGAAGCAGCUGCUGGGCUACAGCGCCGCCGAGCUGAGCCGGCUGGUCGGCGAGUGCCGUCGCAAGUCGCUCGGCGCCGCCGAUGCCGCUUGCCUCGAGGAACAGCUCUCGUCCGACUUGUACUAGACCUGGCUGCUCUGUGUAACCUGGAGAUGCGCUGGCUGCGUUGCACGGGGUGUGAGACAUGCUGAGGUCAAUUGUAAUCUGUGGAUAAAUUACACGAAAUGAGGAGUUUCCUCAUUCGUAUGUUACGUAACGAGCUCAGAAACGAUGUUCUUGUCAUUUGUUAUGUUUCUAAAGAUUUAUAGUGGGCAGUAGGAGAAUGAAUUGAGUGUUCAUUACAAUUUUGACUAUUUUUGAUGUUGUUAGUGACUGUAAUCUAAGUAGAGCUCUAAAAUAUUUCUAAAGGGUCCAAAUAGCAUAACUAGCGACACUAAAACUGAGUUUUGCUCAGUUGUAUAUUAUGUAACAUGUUCAGCGACUACAUUUGUGUUAUUUAUUAUAGUAUUUUUUUUGUGUAAUUUUUUAUUUACAGCAGAAUAAAGAAUUGAAUUAUCUUUAUAGUGUGGAUGUUCUGAGAUGCUGUUAAGUUGGACUUAUUUGGUACAGCACAAUUCAUUAUUGUUGCUACCAAAUUUGCCAUCUUUGCAAAUCAUUCAUCUUUUGAUAGUAAUAAAACUUUAUAGCAAACAUGA
This is a messenger RNA of Bacillus rossius redtenbacheri, 2294 nucleotides long. RefSeq names its product DNA-binding protein Ets97D-like. The record is from RefSeq and is a predicted model, not a curated record. Gene Ontology annotation, biological process: regulation of transcription by RNA polymerase II; cell differentiation. Lineage: Eukaryota; Metazoa; Arthropoda; Insecta; Phasmatodea; Bacillidae. Gene Ontology annotation, molecular function: DNA-binding transcription factor activity, RNA polymerase II-specific; sequence-specific DNA binding. The transcript has 3 exons. The coding region runs from base 196 to 1725 and encodes 509 amino acids. Gene Ontology annotation, cellular component: nucleus.